This is a messenger RNA of Pogonomyrmex barbatus (red harvester ant), 1006 nucleotides long. RefSeq names its product ARL14 effector protein. The record is from RefSeq and is a predicted model, not a curated record. Gene Ontology annotation, cellular component: intracellular membrane-bounded organelle. NCBI's taxonomy places the organism in Eukaryota, Metazoa, Arthropoda, Insecta, Hymenoptera, Formicidae.
CUCGAAGCGCGACGUUCCUAACCUAUCACGCUCGUUGUUGACGUCAGAAGAGUUCAAAACACUUGGAAUUGUGGAAAAUCCUCCCGAAAAGGGAGGCUUGAUUACUUACAAGCGCGAUAAGCGCUCUCGAGUUCGCUUUAGAAACUUUUAUGCCGGCGGACAAUCGAAGAAUGGAGAAUUCCAGGAACAAUGAAAACGCAUCAACCAAUCAAACAUCUGCGCGUGGCGAGAGAAAGAGUACUCGGGGUUCGAGACAAAAGGCCGUGGAUAAUUUAAGCAAGAAGUUUUUGAGGAAUUUUGAUCCGGAGCACAGCGAACGAGAGAAGCGCAAACUAUAUCGUCGAUUGUACCAGAGUCACAGGAAGCAUGUGUACGACGAGAAGGGUAUUUACAUACGAACGUCGGAUGAUCUCUGCGAUUGUUUAAGUCUAGAUUGCCCUGGAUGUCAUUUUCCAUGUCCUAAAUGCUCUUCUCCAAAAUGUGGUCAUGACUGCAGGAAUAAUCGCAAAUGGACUUAUGAUAGCAUCGUCCUCGAAGGAAGCGAACCUGUAAUAAAAAAUCCAUUGUUGAAAGACACUGAAACAAAGUGAAAACGUAAUUUGUAAUACAACUCAUAUGCAAACUCUGCACAAACUUUGCAAUAUUGUCACAAUAUUACAAUAUUGCAACGAUAUUGUCGCAAUAUAGCUGCAAGAUCUGUGCUGUAUGGAAAAUAUUAGCAGUAAGAAUGUGUACAUAAAAUAUUCUCAAGCUAGAUUCUUGUUUUUAUCUCUCUUGUACAAAGUAUAUUUAUAUAAUAAAGGAUAGCGAAUGUAAUAAAUUUUUAAAUACAUCUGCUAGAAAAAAAAGAAAAGAGAAUGGUUUUUUUGUAUGAUUAUACUUGGAGCUUUCAAUAUGUGUUGCAAUAUAUGCUAAGUAUUUUACAUUAUUUAAUCGAGCGACUAUCCUAAUCAGCAAAAUGUUAAUAGAUUUAGUAACAGAUAAUUAAAAAAUGUUAGCAAAGUGA